GUACAUACGUUCACGCAUAUAUUCAAGGGCUGAUGCCUAGCAAGGCCAAAAAGGUACGAGUACUCGAUGGAUCUUUUGCAAGCGAACUCUCCAAGGUAGUGCCUGGUUUCUUUGAGCAGGAAUGCCCUAACUGGACAUUCGAUGCAGUCAUUCAUCAACCAAAAGCAGUCGUGAAGGUACACAAGAGCUUCAUUGAUGCAGGAGUUGACGACAUAACGACCAACACUUAUCAUGCCUCAUUACCAUUGUUACAGGAACAGGGGCUGGACGGUCGAGCACUGAUUAAGAAAGCUGUUGACCUACUAAAGGAACUACUUCCAACUUAUCAUGCUAAAGAAGGGAGAAGGAUUUGGGCUGCCUUAGGAUCUUAUGCCAUCAAUUUUCGCGGUCAAGCUGCCGAAUACACAGGAUCCUACGUCGAUUCCUUACCUUCAGACAAAAUUCUGGCGGUUAUGACAGAUUUUCAUGCUGGGCAAAUCAAAGCUGUGGUGGAAGCUGGAUUGACUAAUAUACUGUUCGAGACGGUCAGCUCCCUGCUUGAAGGAAAAGCAAUCUCACAGGCUCUAAGCAUGAGCCACUGUAAUGAUAUAAAGGCUAUCGUGUCGUUCACUUGUAAAAAGGAUGGAACGACGCUGCGCCAUGGAGAAAAAUUUGCUGACGUUGUACAGCUAGUGCUUACUAAUCCAAAGGUGAUUGGAUUUGGUAUCAACUGUACGGAUCCCACAGCAGUGACGCCCUUGCUUGAAUCUGUGCAGUCGUUCUUACCCGUAAACGAGAUUUUCGUUUAUCCAAAUGGUGGAGAGCACGAACAGAGCGCGAGUGUAGAGGAUGGUUUGGAUGUGAUUCUGAUGUCAACUGAGAAAUGGAUCCAGCUCGGAGCAACCGUUAUUGGAGGUUGCUGUGGAAUAGAUGCUGACGGUAUUUCUCAGAUACGAAAGCGAGUUGACCGUCUCCAACAGUCCGCUGAAUAACAUUUGCUUUGCUGAGUAUGUAAUGAAUACUAGAGGUUUUUGGAGACUUUGUUACAUAUGCUACGUCUAGAAUAGUCCCCAGGGCCCGGCACCGAUGGUUCGGGGUCAAACUGGACUUCGUUUUUGGAGUUAGAAG
Molecule: messenger RNA, 1107 nt
Organism: Cylicocyclus nassatus
Lineage: Eukaryota; Metazoa; Nematoda; Chromadorea; Rhabditida; Strongylidae
Source: the annotation of a GenBank genome assembly